Messenger RNA from Haplochromis burtoni (Burton's mouthbrooder), 3101 nucleotides. RefSeq names its product signal transducer and activator of transcription 1. Gene Ontology annotation, molecular function: RNA polymerase II cis-regulatory region sequence-specific DNA binding; DNA-binding transcription factor activity, RNA polymerase II-specific. The record is from RefSeq and is a predicted model, not a curated record. The coding region runs from base 135 to 2438 and encodes 767 amino acids. NCBI's taxonomy places the organism in Eukaryota, Metazoa, Chordata, Actinopteri, Cichliformes, Cichlidae. The transcript is spliced from 25 exons. Gene Ontology annotation, biological process: defense response; cell surface receptor signaling pathway via JAK-STAT; regulation of transcription by RNA polymerase II.
UGUGAGUGGGCGUGUGGAACGGAAGUUCGCGUCCUCGUUCUUAAGGCAAGAAUUAACAGCCAGAUCAGAAGGCUGGAGGUCGCUUGUGAUUUUUGUCCUGCUUUCACCUGUCCGACAAAGAGCCACCCACCAAGAUGGCUCAGUGGCAGGCCCUUCUGAAGCUGGACUCUGCACUCCAGAGCCGGGUCUGCCAGCUGUACGAGAGAAGAUUUCCCAAAGAGAUUCGCCACUAUCUGAGCACCUGGAUCGAGAACCAGGACUGGGAUUCGGCAGCUGUGGACGAGCACAGAGCCAGAACCUGUUUCCAGGCUCUCCUGGUGUUUCUAGAAGAGCAGUGGAAUCGUUCUGUUCAGGAGAACAGUAUUCUGCAGGGGCCAGAUUUUUCCAGGAUGAAGGACUACCUGCUGGGGGAUUUCCAGGGUGAGCCGCUGAAAUUGGCCCUAAUUCUGUCUGAAUGCCUGAAGGAGGAAAAGCAAAUUCUGGCUUCGGUCUCUCAGCCUCAGAGUUGCAAUAAUUCAAGCAUGCAACAAAGCUGGAGAGAGUUGGACGACAAAGUCAAUGAACUGAAGCGACAGACUUUGGAGACCAAGAAGGAAAUCAAGACACUGGAGGGUCUGAAUGAAAAACUGGACUAUAUUCUGAUGGCCUGGCAAAAUAAAGUGGAGGAGAACACUGAUUUGGCCCAGUCCCAACAUAUUGUUGAUCAGGAAUGUCAGAAACAUGCAGUCUUCAUAACACAAACAAAGGAGGUGAGUGCAAUUGAGGACAAGCACCACACCCAAUCAAAGAUUGUGCUGCAUCAGUUGGUUAACAUUUUAAAGCAGACAGAAAAGGUCGUGGCGACUCUCACUGAUGUGGAGCUGCCGGAGUGGAAGCGCAGGCAGCAGUUGGCCUGCAUUGGAAGUCAAGAUGACACCAGUCUGGACCACCUGGACAAGUGGUUUUCGACUGUUGCCGAAGUGCUGCUAGGAGUCUGCGAACAGCUGAAGAAACUUCAAGACCAGAACAGCAAAUACAGCAGCACUGACCCUGCCUUCUGCCUCUCUACUUCAAUCCCAGAAAUGGAGAAAUUUGGGCUGUCCUUGUUAAUAAAACUAGUCACAAACGCUCUGGUGGUGGAGAAACAGCCCGCCAUGCAGAAAUUUCCACAGCGUCCUCUGAUACUGAAGACUGGGGUGCAGUUCAGUAUCACAGUGAGGUUCCUGGCAAACAUCCCUGAAUUCAAAUGCAGGUUCAGAGUCAAACCUGUAUUUGACAAGGAUGUUGCAGAAGCCAAGACAGUGAAAGGGUUCCGUCUCUUUGAUUUCAACAGAGACGACUGUAAGGUGUUGGACGAGGACACAGAUGGAGGCUUGAUGGCAGAAUUUGGGCACAUGUCGCUCAAGGAAAGAAAAUCAAGAAGCAAAAGCUCAUCUGCGAACCAUCUGGUAGUCACUGAAGAGCUGCACAUCAUCAAGUUUGUGACAGAGUUUCAGUACGCAGGACAAACAUGCAACAUCGAGGCCAGCUCCUUGCCCGUGGUCGUCAUCUCCAGCACGAAUCAAGUCCCCAAUGCCUGGGCCUCCAUCAUGUGGUGGAACAUGGUGUCCACCAGUGAACCUUGGGACCUGUCACUGUUCCUGAAUCCUCCUCCUCUCACCUGGGAGCAGCUGUCACAGGUGCUGAGCUGGCAGUUUUUGACCGUUGGCAAACGAGGGCUCGAUGAAAUGCAGCUCUUCAUGCUAAGAGACAAAAUUAUGGUUGGUGCUGCUGCAGAUGAUCCUGACGGCAUGGUGUUCUGGAGCAGCUUCUCCAAGAACGAAAAUGCCUGGAUCUGGAUCGAUGGCAUCCUCGAUUUAAUCAAGAAACACUUGGUGGAUCUUUGGCGUGAUGGAUCCAUUAUGGGGUUUGUGAACAGGGAGAGGACACGCCUCCUGCUGCAGGAAAAACAGGCCGGUACUUUUCUGAUCCGGUUCAGUGAGAGCAGCAGAGACGGCGCCGUCACCUUCAGCUGGGUCGACCACUCCAACGGUGAGCCUCAUGUGCAUGCGGUCCAGCCAUACACCAAGAAAGAGCUGUCGGUGUUACCUCUGCCAGAUAUCAUUUACCGCUACAGUCUGGCAUCCCAGCGAAGCAGAAAUCCCCUGGUCUAUCUUUACCCCGACAUCCCCAAAGACACCGCCUUCGGACGCUACAAAUCCCCCGAAACAUCAGAACCUUCAGGGGAUGGAUAUCACCGCAGAAUACCUUCUUUUAUAUCAAACGACCCUACGCCACCUCCUUCUCCACCCAAUGAGACCCACAUGAUGGAAAUGGACAAUGACCUGGAAACAAGUGCCAGCUUGAGUGAACUCCUCUGGGAGUCCUGGGAAUCUCAGCUGGACAUCUGCCCAACUUUAGCUUCGUUACAGACAUCAUCGCCUGAAAACCUCUUUGUCGAUCAGUUUAGUUUCAGCUAAAAUCUGCUGGAUUGCUGAUCACACGCUGCACUUUGCUGGAAAAGAAAAGCUGUACUGUAAAAAUGGCAACAAUCAAUGUGUAUGCGAUUUUAAUUCAAAGUUUGUAUUCACAUUCUGUUUUUCUUACUGUGCUGUAUAUUUGGUAUAUUUACUUUUAAUAAAAUAAGUGACUGGAUGACUGUGCACCCCGACUGUUGCUCUGUGGCUGCUCUGGGAUCACGGUCCUCCUCUGACACUGAAUUGAAUAAGUGGUUAAGUCAACUGAUGGAUGGAUGAAUUCCAGGGCCGAGAAAACCCGCAAGGCCUCUUGGUCUUGUUUUGAAAACAAAAUUUGCAUCAGAUGUUUGUCUAAUCCUGACUGGCAAACUGAAGACACUGACAACUUGUCAGUCACAAGUCAUUAAAUAAUAUGCACUCUUUUAAGUUAUUAACUAAGAUUCUAAACUACAGAUUAAAAUUAUAAACUCACCAGAAUCCUGUUUACAGAGGUCACAAGUCAAGAAUCAAAUUCAACAAAAAUGAAUAAAUCAUAUCAAAAAUUAUUUGAAAAUACUUAAUGCUCAGUGUAUUUCAGGUAAUUUUAAAGCACUCCAAUAUUUGGUUAAUGUUUAUGUUGAAGGAUGUAUCCUGGUUCCUCACAGUUUUGCUGGAGACUAAGGUGAU